CGGGGCCGCGCACGAGCCCGGUCGGUGCCUCCCCCACGGCGGCCGCGUCCCGCCCCCCGGGCCGGCGGGGCACUGAGCGGUGUCUGUGUGCACAGGUGAGCCCUGUGCAGAUGCGGAGGCCGGGCGAGGCGCAGCGCCGCGGUCACCGACAGGUGCCGGAGAACGGGCCCGGGGCGGGAGACAUGGACUCCGGCGGAGACCUCCCGGCGGAUCGGCCCUCGGCCCUUCGGAGCGGGAUGGAGGAGCCCGCGGAGGAGGCAGAUGGUGCGGGAGGGCAGACUGCCUGGCAGCAGAGCCUGAAUCCCGAGCUGCAGCAGGGGUACCGCAUCCUGCGCGAGUUCCUGCUGGAGAAGUACCGGCCUCUGACGGCGCCGUUCCUGAAGCCCCUCGCCGAUCAGGCAUUUUUCGGAGAAGAAGGCGCUGGAUCCUUCUCGGGCCAUAAGAGCAGCCAGUCCUUGCAGCAGUUGCCAGCUGGAAUAUGGCUAUUGAAAAUGGAAGAGAAAUUUUCCAGUGGGCAGUACACAGGGAUAGCAGAUUUCGUGUGUGAUUUCCGGCUUAUGCUGGAGACUUGCUACCGGCUGCACGGUGUGGAUCACUGGCUCUCCAAACAGGCCCAGAAGCUGGAGAUGAUGCUGGAACAGAAGCUGGCGCUGCUAUCCCGGCAUUUAAGAGAGAAAACAUCAUUGGCUGUAACAUCUAGAGGAUGCUAUGGGCAGGAGGAUGAGAAAGCAACAGCAUGCAUUUCUACAAGACGUCGUUCCACACCUCGAAAUUUAGUAGGCUUGUCAACAGGCAUGUUUGAGUCUGUGAUGGUUCAGGUUCUAAGACAAGAGGAGCAACUGAGAGCAAAAGAGGAAAAGAGGCAGAGAGAUCAAGAAAGAAAAGAAGCAGAAGAAGCUACUCAGAAAGAAAUAGAAGAAUGGGAAAAAUCACUUUUAGCUCAAGCAGCACCUACAAGGAUGGAGACAAUGUGGGAGAUUCCAUCUAUUGGUCAUUUUCUUUGUUUAGCACAACAGAUUUUAAAUUUACCUGAAAUAGUAUUCUAUGAAUUGGAACGUUGUCUUCUGAUGCCUCAGUGUAAUGUUUUUUUAUCUAAAAUAAUGACUUCUUUGUUAAGUCCUCCUCAUCGCAGAUCUACAUUACAUCGCAGGCCUACAUUUUCCUACAGGACUUGGGAAGCAGCACUCAGAAAGAAAGUGCAACACUGGUAUACCAUUGUAGGGCAGACUGACAAUCCUAAUGGUGCUGCAGAAAAACUUGGAUUAUGUCCCCAGUUUUUCAAAGUGCUUGGAGAAGUUAAUCCCUUGGGAGAAAAACCAUUUCAUGAGCUACCAUUCCACCAAAAAGUAUGGCUGCUAAAAGGUCUCUGUGACUUCGUGUAUGAAACACAAAAGGAUGUUCAGGAUGCGGUGCUAGGUCAGCCUAUCCAUGAAUGCAGAGAAGUAAUUCUUGGUUAUGACUGCUUGGAGAAUGCAUAUGUUCACUUUCCACAGUUCUGUGGUGCAGAUGUUCGAAUUUACAAACAAAAACCUUUUCAGGCUCCUGAAUUCCCAUCUCUUCCCAUCAAAGUCAAAAAAGUGCCACGUAUUAAAUCAGAAAGAGUAAAACAUGAAUACGGAAGCAAAAGCAAUGGGGAGAUCAGUUCUGCUGGUAGAGAACUGCUGUGUCAUUCCAAGACAGAAGGAGAGAAAAGUAUGGACUCCAUUGUUACCUGUCCAGAAAAAAAAACAUGUUUAGGUAGCUUUAGAGUCACUACAGAGGAGAUGAAGAUUGACUGUGAAAUAAAAGCCUCAAGAGUUUGUGACAUCAAAAAACCUGGUUGUUUUAUAGAGAACUUCAGGAAUUUGAUUACUUCAGGAGAGAUUGUUCAUAUGGGUGGUCACCCUAGUUCAGAAGAAAUAACAGAUGUGGAGAAUGGACAAGGUUGCACUGAAAUGGCCAGAGUAAGGUCUGAGCUGAGUCUGUUAGAGGAGAACACACUGAAAGCUUGCCAAAUGCACGUCAACGGCACUUAUAAUGACAACCAAGACAGAAGUUACCAUGAAUCUACUGAAGAAGUGGUGCUAGAAACCUCACUGCAAAAUAAUAGGAAACUAAGUAAGAUGCUGGCAAAAAAAAAGAAAAAAAAAAAAAAGAAGUUGAAGGAUAUUCUGAAUGAAAAUCUACAGAGAAAACUUGAUGACUUGCAAAGAAAGCGUGAGAUUCAUCUUCAUUCAUUCAAAUCAUAUAAAUCUGAGAUCCAGAACAAGUUGUUUAUAAUUAAAAAGAAAGCAAAACAUAAGAAGCACAAGUCUGGAAAAAAAUCGCUAUCUAAAAAAGCAAUCACAAAGAAGAGGAAAGGUGUCAGAAAGUCUACCAUACCAGAAUUUCAGCUUAUUUGCACUAAUCUUGAUGAACUCAGGGAAUUAAUCACAAAGAUUGAGAAUGAACUCAAAGAUCUGGAGGACAUUAAAAAGAAAUCGGGAAGAUGGUACCACCGGAAGCAAGCAGUAAAGGAAUUGCAUGGUACGUUGUUACGACUGCUUAAUGAACUGUUACCAUGGGAACCAAAGCUAAUUAAAGCAUUUCAAAGAAACAGGUCUAGGUUGAAGAAGGACUAUGAUGACUUUAAAAGACAUCCAGACCAUGAUAAAUUUACCAGAGAAUUGUGGAGUAAUGAUGAAAGUGAAGUUGAUUCUGGCAAAGAAUCUUUUGCAGUAGUAUGCGGUAAAUCAUCAGACUCUGCAGAACAUAUAGAAGUUCCCAAAAAAGAUCACUCAGACAAUGAUGAAACGAAACUAUUAGAGAUGAAUUUACCUUCAGGAAAAAACAGAAUUUUGAAAAAAGAAUCAGCUUCUAAAGAAAUACAGAAGACACUGCCCAAAUGCAUUAAACGACAGUUCAAGCAAAAUAGUUGUCUUGAUCAAAGCACUAAUGAGCUUUCACCAAGGAAGAAAGCUAAACUGAACACUAAUGAGGCUGUGGUCCAGAGUGCAGAAAGUAGCCUGCAGUCAGAUUGCGUGACUGAGCUGAAACAAUUUGAAGGGUCAACUCUAGAGUUGCUUUCCUUGACAGAUCCUGCAACAUCAGUAUCAAACUUUCCAAAAGGGACCAAACCCAUCCAGGCCUUGCUUGCCAAGAAUACUGGGAACAAAGUGACCUUAACAAAUCAACUGUUGCCUCCUGCAGGCAUGAACGUAUCUUCUUCUGAAAAGUCAGUUUUACCACCUUUGGAAUCAUCACUGAUCAAACCAGCAUUGCCCUGCCAGGCCAGUUCUAAGACUCCUUUACAAAUGGUAUACAAAAUGCCAAAUGGCCACUGUGUACCAAUAGAUGUUCCCAACAGCUCAGCGAAAAUUCAAAUGCAAGCUAUGAUUGACCCUAAAACUGGAGAAAAAGUCAUGCAACAAGUUCUUAUUUUACCUAAGAAUUUUCUUCUUCAGGAGAAGGAAGAAAAAAUUGUGUCCAAGGACAUUCAGUCACUACAACAAAAAUCAUUUGAGAUGCACUGUACAUCUUUACCAAAAAUGUCAAACGUCAGUGUUUCUUUAACACCUGUUCUGGUAACAGGCCCUGCAAAUGCCACUCAGUCACCCACUACAAUUUUUAACAUGAAUACUACCCACUCAUCACAAGUGGCUGGUCCCAUGAACACUACACAACCAUUGCCUGAUGUAACUUCAGCAGAUAACUUAUUAUCGUCAACAAUUAAGGUAAGCCGAACUGAAAGUGACAAAAUCAAGACUACAGUUUCAACUGCUACAUUGCCUGUGUCUUUGGCUUCACCUACUCUUUCCACAGCUAGCCGAUCAUUGACACCAGCAACAGCAUUAAGUGCAUCUACAAACACUGAUUCUGCCUCUCAUAGUCUUGCAUCACAGCAGCAAACUGAAUCCCUUGAAACUAAGCAAGAGCUGAAGACAGUGUGUGUAAGAGAAUCACAAUCUAUUCUGGUCACAACACGAGGUGGAAACACCGGAAUUGUUAAAGUGCAAACAAACCCAGAUCAGAUUUCACCUAGUAGUUUAUGUCCUAGUUCAGUUUUCACUUACGCAUCUCAGCUUCAGGCCUUUCUUGUGCCAAAAACCACAGCGGUACCAUGCUCCAGUCUUCCAUCUGUAGCAACAGCCACAUCUGGUCUCCCACAUAUUGGACAAUCAUCUCCUUCUGGAUUUGCCCCCUCAACAGCUUCUUCUGUUAAUAUUAGAGUUUUCCCUGCUGAUACUACCCAGACAAUGGAGAAAAGUACCAAAUUCACACUACAGCAGCCAGCUGUUCGGGAUUCUUUGUGUCAAGUAAGAGAGAACUCCUGCCAUAUGUCUUCUCCUUUAUCCUCCAUUUCAUUAGCUAGCAAUUUGGUGUCUGUGACUCCACACAGUCCUGUUAGUGUGACUAGCACUGGACAAAGUAAUAAUAUCAAAACUCCAAAUUCUUCUGUGCAGCAUCAAGAGGAUACUAAAACCAAAACAAAAUCUGUUACACAAUCUGAGUCUGAUUCCGCAACAAAUGGAGAUUUAAUCAGUGGUACUCCAGUCCAGAAAUUUACAUUAAUCACAAAUCCACCAAUUUUAUCUCCCUCUAGGGCAUCAGGGGACAGUAUUAUACCCUCUCCAGCAUCCACUGCUGUUAAUGCUCAGAAGCUGGUUUUCAUUAACACACAAAUUGCCAGUGGCCCAUUAACCACCAGUCUACCUGCAGAGACAUUGAAACAGAACCUUCCUUCUUCCCUAACCAAAAACUUUGUUAAUGCCGCAGAGCAACCACAGUUGGUUUUGAUCCCAUCUACAGUAGGAGCACCGAUAAAAAUUAAUUCAACACCAACUACUGCUCAAGUAAAAGAUGUGAAAAUUGGACUAAAUAUAGGUCAGACCAUUGUAAAUACUAAAGGCAGUGCACAGGAGGGCCUACCAGUUAAUAUAUUGCACUCUGGCAUUUCUAAAGGAGAAGACAAAAAGAGCACAGCCUUGGCCCCAUCCUUGACAAGUAGUACUGUGGUUCCUGUUCCAAGUUUUACUCUGUCAGCUAAUGAAUCUGUUUGUGUUGCAACAAAAGCCGAAAAUGCCUUUACAAUAACAACAUCAAGUGCACACGUAGAAUCUGUUUCAGUAACAUCAAGUGGGACUUCCUCUGGGACACAGCCUACUGUCUUGAUUGGUGGCAAUGAUCCCUCAAGAAUAAGGCCAGUUCUGGGUAAUCGACUUUGUACAUCAAAUAUUGGAAAUACUGUGGGUAUAUCCACUGUGAAAACAGGACAUCUUGCUUCAUCUGUGCUGAUUUCAACACAGCCAACAGCAUCUCCUCAAAAUUUAGCAUCUGCUCUGCAAUUUCCAGUCAUUAGCUUGCCUGGAUCUGCAGCCACCCCCCACAAGAUGUUACAUACAGUUCCUCAGUUGGCAGCAGUUCCAGCUCCUCUUCCAGUACCAAAAAGCCAGUUGCCCACGCUGGUUCAGUUUCAGUCAUCAGGAAUUUCAACUGCUGUGUCAAGUCAUGCAGGUAUUCACAAAUCUCAGGGUGUGUUGCCCCCUCCAUCACCCAAUACAGGUGAAGUCAUUAGUUUUCCCAAUUUUUCUGCCCUAAACUGCCAGCAGGUGCCUCCCAGUACAGAGAAACAAAGUCAUGCUUACACUUGUGCUUCUACCAUUCAGAUAUCUGAUGCUUCACCACCUGUAACAAGCAAAACAGGAGGUCAGUUGAGUGAACCUUCCAUUCAACAGAAAAUAGUCAUUAACACCUGUGUGCCUUUGGCACCUGGAACUCAGAUAGUGAUUAAUGGUACUCGUUUUGUUGUUCCACUGCAAGGCCUUGGAGCUGGCAGCCAUGUUCUUCUUCUCUCCUGUAAUACAAAACAGACUCCUUUAACAAUUAACCAUGGUCAAGAGCCUCAAGGUGUACCAACUGUUAAUACAAUAACCUCGAAAAUUGUCCUAGCACCAAGUCAUUCAUUAAGUUGGCAGAUACCAAAACAUCCUUUGAAAAGCUCUACAAAAAUUGUGAACUGUUUUGGAGCUUCAGAUGCUUUACCCAUUGUACAUGCAACACCCCAGAUAUUUAGUACUCCAGCUGGAUCAUGUACUCCACUGUCUGCGGUAACUCUGUCUGUAUCUUCAGCGACAAAAUCUCCUGUUAAUGUUGCCACAUCUUCUGUUUCUGCUGUUCAUCCUCCAAAUUCUCAUUUACCAAGCAACACUUCAGUGUAUCACUCAGACACUUCUAUCAAAAAACUGUUGGUUAGUCCAGAGGGAGCUAUACUGAAUGCUCUAAAUACUCCAUCACCAAAAGUUUCUUCCCUGUCUUCAUCACUGCUUCCUGUUGUUGUUUCCACAAGCAGAAAUCCUACCACUGUCUUCCCUGCAUCUCAGUCAUCUUGCCUUGAUAAACCUGACAAAGCUGCAUCCUGAAUUUACUGCAAAUGAGCCACUUUGAAAUUCUGGGGCAUUCUUCAAACUUUGGAAGUUGUAACUAUUGAAUAAUUUCUUACAAUGUUUUAAACAUUGAUUUACUCAAUAUUACUAAGGUUACGGUCCUUACCUGUUUACACGUGGGGAUUUGGAGAAAGAAAAAUUUUAGUUUGUCAGAAGUUUUCAGAGAGUUCUCUAGUAAAAGGCUAAGAAAUGACCAAUGAAUUCAUUAAACAGUUUGGUGAAAUCUCGCCUUUUGCACAUGUUCCAUCUUACAUUGUUGACUGUUUGCCAGUGUGUUUAUGACGAUAUAUAUCUCCUUUUUAUUUGUCAAAUUUAUUUUUGACUUGUUUCUUUAAAAAAAAAAAUUAUGCAUUGUAAAAAUGCAAUCAGUAGUAUAGAAUUGUACAUAUUCCUGAACUCCUAAAAACCUGAGCUAAACAAUAUGUACAAAGAACUAUGCUGUCUUAUUUAAGUUUUGUUUACAUAAUGUAUAGUUUUUUAAGUAUUUUAGUAACAUUGGACCAGUGUACUGUUUAGCAACAAUGCAGAAGAAUCUGCAUGUAAUAAAUCAAGUUGCUGUACUGCUUUGUGUUGGCAGUAGUUAAAAAUAUGUAUAUCUGUUACACCGUGGGAGAAUACAUACAUACAUACAUAUGUACAUGCAUAAAUAUAUAUAUAUGUGUGUGUGUAUAUAUAUACAUCCUUCUUUGGUGUAUGGUAGAAUGAAAUUAUUUAAUCUCUUCUGUUCUUCUCUGAUUUUACGUUUCACGUGAUUUGACAGGAUUUGGAAGGAAGGCCUCCUUAUUGUUCCUCAUGAUAUAGGGCAGGAUAACCCAUACUUCAUCCAUUCUUAAUGAUUUGGUUAUGUUGCCUGAAUAACUCCAGUGAAGUGGUAAGGCUACAAUGGCUUCCUAAACGCCAGUCUAAGUCACACUGACUGCCAUGCUUUGUCUUAAAGCUCAAAGAUCUGUUGAACAAUUCAUUGUUCUCUGUUUUACAGCCUUGUAUGCAUUUCCACAUAUCUGGUAACUGUAACAAGGUCACUCACUCAUCUUCCAUCUAGCCAUAACAAACUACCCAUUUUUUUCAUUGGUCAUGCUUUCUAGAUCUGUAUUUUUUCUUUAGCUUGUAAGUGGUCUAUCUGGAAGGAGAGUGCUAAAACAUCACAUGAGAUUAAAAGAAGCUUUAUUAAUACUUUGAAUGGGGAUAAAUCACACAUUGCAUAAACCUUCCCUUUUUGUACAGUGUAUUCAGUAUUUAUUGGCUUAGAUUUCAGCAUUUGAUCUGAUAAAGCCUUUGGGUUAUUUUCUGCAGAUCUGCUGAGUUCACAGCUACCUGCUGCAGUGCUCAUGGAGAUAAGAUUUUUGAUAUCUUUUGUGGCUUUGCAUACAGAAAAAGGGUGCCCAUCUUAUGGAAGAUGAUGAUUUUAGAAUUGCCGUCUUCGUAUGUGUUGAAUUUUUCUGUGAAGUUUGUUGGUUUGGGGUUUUUUUAGAAACUAGAAGGGAAGAUUUCAGAAGAGCUUAUGAAUGAUAGUUGCCUUCUAAAUAGCUAUGACUUCAAAGGGGAUAAAAGCUUAUUUAUCUGUAUUUAGUAGUGUUCUUAGACUGAAUUUCAUAAAGAUGAAACUUCAACCUUUGCUCCUCAUCCUGUUGAAUUUUCUACUUCCCUUCCCUUUUUGCUGUACACAGUUUGGCAGUUCAGAUGUUGGGCUGAAGAACAGGACCACAUCUUACUUCCUCUGUGUCGGCUGCCUUUAAAUUGUUCUGAAAAGUAACCUGGUAGGUAUUUAGCUAAAGUUCUGGGAAAGUGGGGGGAAGAAAGGCUUGUGCCUUCCAUAGGGACCUUUCCUUUUGCACUUACUGAAAAAAUUGCAUUGGGAAAUUGCAUCUUUGUGGACCAGAAAUCUCCAUCUUACCUCAGGGCUGGGAAAGAUGGAAGCUGUCAAUUUUGGAAGGAGAGAAGGUUUGUUUAGAUGUAGAGAAAGCUACCUGCUAUGCUUUUCCUACUUCUCGUGAAAGGUGUUUUGUAACUGAUUUUGAAGACACCUGGUAGUAAGGGUGUCUGCCUGCCAGAGUUUACAGUGCUACGGAUUUUUAAGUCUGACUGCAUUUUACGGUUGAAUGCUGCAGGUGACUUUUCCAACAGAGGGAGAUGGCAGAGAAUGGCAGUUUCUUCAUGGACAUUUUACAUACUCUAAAACCAUAUAUACCAGCAACUCAUCUUAUUUCCAUUUCACUGGUUGAACCUUGGGACUUGGUUUUAUGGAUUUUUCUCUUUUCUUGCAGUGGUUGUUUUUCCUGUUUUUUUUUUAAAUUUAUGUUUACUGUAGCAUGAGUUCUCUACAUUGUUUGGAAAACUCGAGACUUGGUUCUAGUAUUGGAGUUGUUCUUGAUGAAGAAAAAAUUCUUGCGUGGCAUUUUUCUGUGUGCUAAUGUAGUAGGAAGAUUUAUGCUAUAAUUGGUUCUAAUAAAGAGAAAACUUAGAAAAGCUGAACUUAGGAACUCAGGACUCGAGUAACUUGCUUGAAUGAUUUCCAAGAAGUUUUCUGAAUUAAUAUUAUAGUAUUUUAUGAUUUUCAUAAAUACUUUAUAAUUUGGCAGACAUAAACUUUACAACAUGAAUAGUUUGUUUCCAUUUGAUUAGAGUUUUCAUGGAUUUUUAUUCUCUGCUGGACGUGUUUGAAGUCCAAAUCCUAUUGGAGAAAGUCUUCAGACUACUAUGUAAUGGGCUUGCAACAUUCAUUAUGUAAAACCAAAUUUUAGUAAUUUUUGUGAAUAAAAUUCCUAUUCCCAAUACUCUUCUCUGAUAGUAUGAAUGUCAGACAGAGGUAAGGCUUUUUUUUCAGAUGAACGUGAAUACCCAUUGACAAUUUGCUAUGUACCUUUUGCUCUCUAGCAAAUGUGUAGUGCUACCAGUAGCACAAAAAGAACUGUAAAAAAGUAGAUUAUAUUCACAGACACAAUAAAAAAGCAGAACUGCCUGCAUCUUGACUUGAAGUUAAAAAGACAUUUAAUGAAACAUAUAGACAUAGAUAUAUAAAUCAGCCUUUUAAGAAAACAUGUUCAGCUUUUCAGAGCUUGUAAAAUGCCUUCUUUUUAGACACCCUCAGAUAUUGUAUACAAGUAUUCAUACACUAUAUUACAUUCAAAAUUAUAGGUUUAAUAAUGACUUUGAAUAUUUUGAAUUACAUCCUUUCAUUUACCUGAAUGGACAUGUUCUGCACAAUAGUUUUGCUUUGUUAUGAGUAGAAAACGACACUAAUAUUGCUUCGCAGUUCAAACCCCCAUGUGUGCUGCCAUUUUCUCAUAGGGAUUCUGCCACGCUAGAAGCAAUUAAAUUUCACAAGUCUUAGGGGUCAUAGAAGUAUCUGUUCAAGCCAAGUGUGUUACUAUCAAGUCUUUCAAACCUGUGCUGAUUUCACUAUGCGACAUAGCAAAGGGUUCAAUGCAAAAAGGGAAGCAAAAAUUCUCCUGGUAAGUGAGUGAAGAGAAUUAGUCCAUUGGAGUAGGUCAGAAAAUUACUAAAAACUAGUAUUUGAAGGGUGUCCAUAGCUUCCACAGUGUGUGUGGUUCACAGUUGGUUUUGCUUAUACUAUGUUGUAGUGCAGAAUUUUAAUAGCCCAAAUGAAUUUUAAAGUAAAUUAAUUAUUUUUAUUAAAGCAUGAAUAUUUGUUGCAUUUGUUAAGGACUGUUUCUUUUAAAUAGAAUGGCCAGAGAUGCUCACAAAGACUUAAACUCAUGUAGACUGCUCCCUGUAAGCUGCACCUCAAAUGAGUUUACUGACUCAAAUAAUAAGAAAAAUAAGAUUAAUAAUACUGCAUCAGACUUAAGGUCUGUCUAUCUGAUUAUUAUGGCUAUCUAUCCCAGCAUCACCUAGUCUCUUGAAGCACUCAGGAACAGCAUUCCAAAAGAACACAAUAACAGGCCUGAAUAGUCUUUUAGUAUCCACUAAGCCAGAGUCUUCCUCACACAGCUGUGAUUUUUUUCAAUUUAAUAGCUUUCAGUGUAUUUCUCUUGAUGAAAUAUACCAAUCCUUUCAAGAAUUCAUGGAAGCAUGUAAACAAACUAUUACCAUUCACAGCAUCCGGUGGUAAAGAGUUCGUAAAUAAAUCUCCUUUUUGGUUUCCAAACCUGGUACCUGCUAGUUUCGUUUGAUGCAAAUAAUAUUUAUAUUGUAAGAUACAAUAAACCUUUGCUCUUUGUUAUUUUUCCAUGUGGCCUAUGUAGACCUUUGCCAUGUUGGUUGUCUCUUUUCUAGAAUAAAGAGAAAUUGUGAAUUCAAUUAUUUAUUUUAUGGAAGUAAUCAGUUGCUGUCAUUGCUGUGUGUACCUUUUCAAUUUCACUAUAUCCUUGAGAUGUGGUAUCAGAAGAGUGCAUGUUCUAAAAGCCCUAUGAGCUAUUCAGCAGUGUGUUGAUGACUUUUCUUUCAUAAUAAUUAUUUCAAUGUUUGUGGGUUGGUUUCUGACUAUUAUUUAGCCUCUUACUAACAUUUUUGUAGAAAUAUAAAUUGUAAACCAACUUCGCAUCAGUGUCAACCCAACUCAUCCAAUAAAACUAUACCACUUGUAGAA
Molecule: messenger RNA, 10950 nt
Organism: Corvus hawaiiensis (hawaiian crow)
Lineage: Eukaryota; Metazoa; Chordata; Aves; Passeriformes; Corvidae
Gene: BRD10
Product: KIAA2026 ortholog
Exons: 8
Coding region: 111-6377 (2088 amino acids)
Molecular function (GO): protein binding
Source: RefSeq, a predicted model, not a curated record